GGACAGCCUGAGACUGAACGGCCAGCCGAGGCGGGGCUACUUCCGAGUACCCGGAGAAGCCGCGCUCUCGGGUCCGAGGCGGCUGGGCGGAGGCGAGGGAUCAGGUCAGAGGGACAAAGAGCUUUGCAAAGGUCCCCCGAUAUCCUGCGGGCGGGACGAGGUGGCCGGGAGACCAGGGCGACCCCGUGGAUGUUCUGCGCGCCGCCAGGGAGCCACCGCCGCCGCCACGAGAGGAGGAAUGCACCGGCCGCGCCACCGCGGGACGCGCCCGCCACCGCUGGCGCUGCUGGCCGCGCUGCUGCUGGCCGCACGCGGGGCUGCUACCCAAGAAACAGAGCUGUCAGUCACUGCUGAGUUAGCGCCUACCUCAUCCUGGAACAUUUCAAGUGAAAUCGACAAAGAUUCUUACCUAACCCUUGAUGAACCAAUGAAUAACAUCACCACGUCCCUGGGGCAGACUGCUGAGCUGCACUGCAAAGUGUCUGGGAACCCUCCUCCCACUAUCCGCUGGUUCAAGAAUGAUGCUCCUGUGGUCCAGGAACCUCGUAGAAUCUCCUUCCGGGCAACCAACUAUGGCUCUCGGCUACGGAUUAGAAACCUUGACACCACAGACACUGGUUACUUCCAGUGUGUGGCGACAAAUGGCAAGAAAGUGGUUUCUACCACUGGAGUCCUGUUUGUCAAGUUUGGGCCUGCUCCUACCGCAAGUCCGGGAUCCUCAGACGAGUAUGAAGAAGACGGAUUCUGUCAGCCAUACAGAGGCAUUGCGUGUGCACGAUUUAUUGGCAACCGCACUGUGUAUAUGGAGUCUUUGCAUAUGCAGGGGGAAAUAGAAAAUCAGAUCACAGCUGCCUUCACCAUGAUUGGCACCUCCAGCCAUUUAUCUGAUAAAUGUUCUCAGUUCGCCAUCCCUUCCCUGUGCCACUACGCCUUCCCAUACUGUGACGAAACCUCAUCAGUCCCAAAGCCCCGUGACUUGUGCCGUGAUGAAUGUGAAGUCCUGGAAAAUGUCCUGUGUCAGACAGAGUACAUUUUUGCCAGAUCAAAUCCCAUGAUUUUGAUGAGGCUGAAGUUACCAAACUGUGAGGAUCUUCCCCAGCCAGAGAGCCCGGAAGCUGCAAACUGCAUACGGAUUGGCAUCCCCAUGGCGGAUCCUAUAAACAAAAAUCACAAGUGCUACAAUAGCACAGGUGUAGACUACCGGGGAACCGUCAGUGUGACCAAGUCAGGACGCCAGUGCCAGCCAUGGAACUCUCAGUAUCCUCACACACACAGCUUCACGGCCCUGCGAUUUCCAGAGCUCAAUGGAGGCCACUCCUACUGUCGCAACCCUGGCAACCAGAAGGAAGCGCCCUGGUGCUUUACCUUGGAUGAAAACUUUAAGUCUGACCUGUGUGACAUCCCAGCAUGCGAUUCCAAAGAUUCCAAAGAGAAGAAUAAAAUGGAAAUCUUGUACAUUCUGGUGCCGAGUGUGGCCAUUCCACUGGCCAUCGCCUUCCUUUUCUUCUUCAUCUGCGUGUGCCGCAAUAACCAGAAGUCAUCAUCACCGCCAGUCCAGAGGCAACCAAAGCCCGUCAGAGGACAAAAUGUAGAGAUGUCCAUGCUGAAUGCAUACAAACCCAAGAGCAAGGCUAAGGAGUUGCCUCUUUCUGCUGUACGUUUCAUGGAAGAAUUGGGGGAAUGUACCUUUGGGAAGAUCUAUAAAGGCCACCUCUACCUCCCAGGCAUGGACCAUGCACAGUUGGUGGCUAUCAAGACCUUGAAAGACUAUAACAACCCCCAGCAGUGGACAGAAUUUCAACAGGAAGCCUCUCUUAUGGCGGAACUACACCACCCCAAUAUUGUAUGCCUCCUCGGCGCCGUCACCCAGGAACAACCCGUAUGUAUGCUCUUUGAGUAUACGAACCAGGGAGACCUCCAUGAGUUCCUCAUUAUGCGAUCCCCGCAUUCCGAUGUGGGCUGUAGCAGUGAUGAAGACGGGACAGUAAAAUCCAGCCUGGAUCAUGGAGAUUUCUUGCACAUUGCAAUUCAGAUUGCCGCCGGCAUGGAAUACCUGUCUAGUCACUUCUUCGUGCACAAGGACCUUGCGGCUCGCAAUAUUUUAAUUGGAGAGCAACUGCAUGUAAAGAUUUCAGACCUUGGGCUUUCCAGAGAAAUUUACUCUGCCGAUUACUACAGGGUGCAGAGUAAGUCUUCGCUGCCCAUUCGCUGGAUGCCUCCUGAAGCCAUCAUGUAUGGCAAAUUCUCUUCUGAUUCUGAUAUCUGGUCUUUUGGGGUUGUGUUGUGGGAGAUUUUCAGUUUUGGACUCCAGCCGUAUUAUGGGUUCAGUAAUCAGGAAGUGAUCGAGAUGGUACGGAAGCGACAGCUGUUACCGUGUUCUGAAGACUGCCCGCCGCGAAUGUACAGCCUCAUGACCGAGUGCUGGAAUGAGAUUCCUUCCAGGAGACCGCGCUUUAAAGACAUCCAUGUCCGGCUUCGAUCCUGGGAGGGCCUCUCAAGUCACACCAGCUCUACCACUCCCUCAGGUGGAAAUGCCACUACGCAGACCACCUCCCUCAGUGCCAGCCCUGUGAGUAACCUCAGCAAUCCCCGAUUUCCCAAUUACAUGUUCCCAGGCCAGGGAAUUACACCACAGGGCCAGAUUGCUGGUUUCAUUGGCCCAGCGAUACCUCAAAACCAGCGCUUCAUCCCCAUCAAUGGCUACCCAAUACCUCCGGGUUAUGCCGCCUUUCCGGCUGCCCACUACCAGCCUGCAGCGCCUCCCAGGGUGAUUCAACACUGCCCACCACCCAAGAGUCGGUCCCCAAGCAGCGCCAGUGGGUCAACCAGCACUGGCCAUGUGGCCAGCUUGCCCUCAUCAGGAUCCAAUCAGGAAGCAAAUGUUCCGUUGUUACCACACAUGUCAAUUCCAAAUCACCCGGGUGGAAUGGGUAUCACUGUUUUUGGCAACAAAUCUCAAAAACCUUACAAAAUAGACUCAAAGCAACCAUCUUUGCUUGGAGACUCCAACAUUCACGGACACACCGAAUCUAUGAUUUCUGCAGAAGUAUAAAAUGUGUGACUUUUGUAAAUACUCUGUACCGGACAAGCUAAAAAGUGGCAGAAAGAUUUAUAUUCCAAUGCUUUUUUUUUUUUUUUAAUUGAAGGUUCUCAUUUAGUAGACUUUGCAACGAGUAUCUUCCAUGAAGCUGCGCUGUGUCUUACUGGAAAGACACCAGCCAGGAAAAAAUAAUGCAUUGUGGGAUUUACACUCCAUCUCUGUGCGUGAUGUGGUGUUGGGAACAACCAUUUCCAAGUACUGAAAACCAAUGAAGAGAAACAGAACAGUGUAAUUACAUAGUAAACCAAAAAAUGGAAGUCAAAAGGUGCUCUGUGUAUUCACCUUUGGUCAUCGUGGUUGAUCUACCCCCCAAAAUGUAUAUACUGUAGCAUUUGUCUACCUGCUGUCUCUACUUCAGGACAGAUGUUCAGGAACUGUUUGAUUCAACUUAGACUCUAAGCCUGUUUGGAUGGUGUGGUGUUUAGCACCACAGAGGGAACUUGAGGCUACAUUUUAAAUCUUGGAUGGAAAUGAGCCAUACAGACUUGCCGUGUCCACAGAAGUCCUCUCAGUAGCCGGACUUCUCUGGGAUGUGUAGGGUGUUUAUGUGAACCUCCUCUUAUCAUCAUGAAGGCCUUUUCCAGUCCCCUUUCCACAAUGUGUUUACACAGGCCCUAAAAAAUGGUAGAUGUGGAUGCUGGAAAUGGCUGUAUGUUACAGUUCGGGUUAUUGCUUUAGGAAUGGGGCACCCAAGGAGGCAGAGUCAGGAAAAUGGUUCCUCACCCUGGAUCAGUAUCCACCGGAGAGGGCUGUUUCACUGUUCCUUUGGUCAGCCUCUCUAUAGGAGCUUCCCUGGACCAGUCACAGGUGAUGCUAGAGGCAAUCACACUCACUUCCAUGCCUUGCAACCAGUUUACAAGUUGGCCAAGGUCUUGGGAAUGUUUACUGUCAUAGACUGUGAGCAGGAGGAAACCCUGCGAUGAUGCCAGUAGCGAGGAAAUUUAAACUCUCACUCGUCUUCUUGUUUUUUCCUGGAUGUUCACUGAUUAUAUUCUAGCACCAAGGAGUACAACAAUUUAUUCAUAGAGCUAACUGGAAUCCAAAGACAAUACGUCCUAUUU
Molecule: messenger RNA, 4161 nt
Organism: Phodopus roborovskii (desert hamster)
Lineage: Eukaryota; Metazoa; Chordata; Mammalia; Rodentia; Cricetidae
Gene: Ror1
Product: receptor tyrosine kinase like orphan receptor 1
Exons: 9
Coding region: 239-3052 (937 amino acids)
Biological process (GO): protein phosphorylation; multicellular organism development; positive regulation of canonical NF-kappaB signal transduction
Cellular component (GO): signaling receptor complex
Molecular function (GO): protein kinase activity; protein binding; ATP binding
Source: RefSeq, a predicted model, not a curated record